Klebsormidium nitens is the source of this 1767-nucleotide messenger RNA. NCBI's taxonomy places the organism in Eukaryota, Viridiplantae, Streptophyta, Klebsormidiophyceae, Klebsormidiales, Klebsormidiaceae. The record is from the annotation of a GenBank genome assembly.
GGUGUCUGUCUUUCGUCGAAGGCUUUGCUUGCUUUCCCUCGCCCUUGCUGCACUGUGGCAGACUGGAGACCUUUGUGGCCUCUUUCUGGCCCUGCGUAGGUUGAUUACACGAACGCUUUUGCAAGCCGAGCUGUUGUUUAAGAAAGUCAGAUUCGCAGGCGUUCAACAAAGCACGCAAUGGCGUCAGCAUUGGCGGUCCAAGCUGGAGUUGGCACACCCUGCAAGCUGGGAGCCACCUCCGCAAGCAAUGGCACUGCGUGUCAGUCCUCUCCUAGGGUCGCAUCUUUCUCUAGCAGCUCCCUCUUGGGGUCCCCUCUCUACUCCAGUUCACUUUCUAUCAGGGGCCGCGGUCUUAAUCUUCGCGUGUCUGGGGUCCGGAACAGUACAGCGCUAUCCCAUAAGAGCGUCACUGCACAGUUAGAGGACAACAGGUCCCUUCCAGAUAAUAUCAUUCUUCCGGAGUUAGAAACUUCACUAACAGUCAAGGACCCUGAGAUUAGGAGCAGAGGGUUUCCCGUCGGGGCCUAUGUAGCUGGGAUUGUCAUUGCUGCGGCGUGCUCGCUCGCAAUGCCGAAAGCUGCGCACGCAAAGGAGGGGCUGGCGUCAGCCCCACCUGCAACCUCGACACAAAAGUCAUCUUCGAAGGUUCAGAUCCCGAAGAAGCGCCCCGGGGUGCAGCGGCAUCGCCUCGAUCCCGAUUCGGUGCGGACGGUCCCCCUGCCCAACCGUGACGGAUCUCUUCCCACUACUGACGAGAGGGCAGCCAAGAUUGAGGCUCGCAAGCAGCAGGUGGCGGAGUACAAGAGGCGCGUGCUGCGCGAGGAGGCUGCGAUCAAGUCGAAGCUGGCGGAGGACCCGCGCGACGAGAAGGGGCUGCAGCGCCUGGUGGACGUGCAGCUCAUGAAGAACGACUACGACGCAGUCAAGGACACGCUGCGCAAGAUGAUCGACUACUUCCCGGACGACUACCGCUACAGCCUCAUGCUCACAGAGGUCGCGUCAGGAACGCGCAACCUGGACGAGGCGCUUGAGGUGGCUAAGACCGCCAGCGACAAGUUCCCCCGGGUACCUGAGAUGGUCCAGACGUACGCGAUGAUGCUGCUGGCGUCGGACAACCCGGACGGCGCGCUGACGUACGCGCGUGGCAAGGUGGAGGAGGCGGAGCGCACGGAGGCGGGCGAGGAGAACGGCAAGGAGUUCAGCGUCGGGAUGAAGCUGCUGCUGGGCCAGAUCCUCUCCGCCGUCGGCGACUUCGACGGCGCGCACGCGCACUUUGCGGAUAUGAUUGCGGCGGACCCGGCCGACUUCCGGCCGCGCGUGAGCAAGGGCCUGCUGUUCCAGCUCAAGGGCGACACCGCCGCCGCGGAGGAGCAGUUCGCCAAAGUGAUGGAGCUGCUGCCGCCCGACUUCCCCGAGCGCGAGGCCGUCGUCGCCAUGAUCGAAACCGCGCGUCAACAGAAAUUCCCGGACGCCGAUGAGGACGAGGAGCAGGGGGAGGGUGCGGCAGAGGAGAAGCAGAUCGAACGGGAGAACACUCAGAAGCAAGAGAGCCCAAAAGCGGAGAACUCCAAUCAAGAUCAAAGUAAAGGAAAGAAGAAGGGCUGGAAACUGUGGUAGCUGAUCAGGCCGGCAUCCUUUGACUACUGCGGAUUUUCGGUUUGUAAUGCAUGACCAAUAGAAAACGGAGGCUUGCGUAGGUAAAGUACCGACUUGGUAGUUAUCAAGGGAAUAAGAUGGCUAUGACGAUCUGGACAUAAGUGACGGGCA